GCCGUGGCGCGGGGACUGCUGGUGUCGAAACCGAAAAGUGCCAGCACGGGGCAGUGCCAGCACCGAGCAGUGCCAGCACCAGGGUGGCGCGCAGCUUAGCAGUGCGGGGAUCCCGGUACCGGGGUGCAGGGGACACGGUGCCGGGGUGCUGGUGCCAGUGCUUGGGGGAUGUCGGUGCUCGGGGAAUGCUAGUACCGGUAUUCGGGCGGCGCCGGUGUUCCGGGAGUGCCAGUGCUCGGGGGUCUCCGGUACCGGUGCUAGAGGAGUGCAGGGUCUCGGCUAGUACCGAUGCUUCGGGGGUGCGUUGUCCUGGGAGGAAUUGGUGCUCGGGCGGGGGCGGUGGCGGUGGUCGGGAGAUGUCGGUGCGAGCCCGCCCCUCCCCACGCGCUCCGGUUUCGUUUCCGCGGACGGAUCCGCUCCCUUCGGGGCGUGGCUUGGAAGGCUGGCGGGGACCGCCCGGGGUGUGAUCCGCUGAGCUCCCACCGCAGGAGCUGCAAGAGGCGCGGAGCUGGAGCGGGGUCCAUGACCUGCGGCCGCUGGACGGGAACCUGCUGCGGUGGGGGGGGCUGCUGCUGCCGCAUCUACCACCCUGGAGUGGACACCACUGGCCGUGUCUGCCAGCCCCUCACCUCUGCACAGCACUGGGUAGCCACCACUCGUGCGAUCCAAGUGCUGCAGGACCUGCUGCUGCUGCUGGACAACCCAGACACGGAGCGGGUGCUGCGGCAGGACCUGUCCCAUGAGCUCCACCAGCAGCCCGAUGUGUUCUGGCAUCGGGCAGAGGAACACACUCGCUGCCAUGCUGAGCCACGCCCUGACACCCCUGCGUCAUCAUGAGUCCCCCACCCAGUGGCACCCCAGAUUCACCCUUCCCUCUGUGAUAGCUGGGGCUGGCCUUGACAUAGCCCCACGACCUGGAGCCUGGGUGCCCAGCCAGGCACUGCCUGUAAGGUGGUCCUGGUACUCUACAUGGGCUACUCCACCCCCAACGUAAUAAAUUACUCCCAUUGCUGCUUUGA
Pogoniulus pusillus (Red-fronted tinkerbird) is the source of this 1019-nucleotide messenger RNA. It is a transcript of the gene UBE2L6, whose product is annotated as ubiquitin conjugating enzyme E2 L6. The coding region runs from base 289 to 837 and encodes 182 amino acids. Lineage: Eukaryota; Metazoa; Chordata; Aves; Piciformes; Lybiidae. The record is from RefSeq and is a predicted model, not a curated record. The transcript has 3 exons.